Messenger RNA from Sander lucioperca (pikeperch), 1429 nucleotides. Its product is annotated as polymeric immunoglobulin receptor-like. Gene Ontology annotation, molecular function: transmembrane signaling receptor activity. NCBI's taxonomy places the organism in Eukaryota, Metazoa, Chordata, Actinopteri, Perciformes, Percidae. The transcript is spliced from 9 exons. Gene Ontology annotation, cellular component: plasma membrane. The coding region runs from base 98 to 1429 and encodes 443 amino acids. The record is from RefSeq and is a predicted model, not a curated record.
CCGACCAACUGUAGAGACGCAGCGAUCAGACAGAAGUGAAAUAACCAGCUGGAGUUUAAUGAUCUGACGGAGGAUCUCAGCAUCCAACAGCAACAUAAUGAAGAGCUUUCUUCUACUCAUCCUCUCACUGAUGAUAACAGGCUGGGAGGCCUCAUCUGAUGUGAAGGGAUGCACAGACGGAUGGGUGGAAUUCACCUGCCAGCAUAAAACAAGUCAACAAUAUCAAAGAGUUGAUGUAGUUAAGGGCAGCCAAACAAUCAUACAAAGCACUCAAAAGAAUGUAUGGCAGACCAAGGACAGAUUUUCUGUUUACUAUGAUGCAGCAAAUAAAAACCUCAGAGUGAUCAUCAAACAACUUCAACAAGAGAACUUUAAGAAGUACACGUGUAAAUUUAUAUUUGGCAGAAAAUCUGAAAGUGGUGAAGUGGACUUGAAAGUUGAUGACGGCUGUCAGACACCAUUUCAUCAAACUGCGUACAGAACAGCUAAAACCACCAUCUCAUGUGACAAAAGAAAGUCUGAAGUCAUGUUUUUCUGCAAAGAGAAGGGUUCAAUCUGUGAGGAUAUUUUAUCAACAAAAUCUUCUCUGAAGUCAAACGGGUCCUUCACUCUCACAGAGACCAGCAGUAGCUUCAACAUGUCCAUCAGUAAUGUGUCCUCAGAGCAUGCUGGUGUCUACUGGUGUGGAGUGGAAACUGAUAAAGGACGUAACAGAUCUGCACUCAGAAAAAUACAGCUGAAGGUUGAAGAUACUAUUACUAACUCCACUAAGUCUCCAACUGCUGGACAGAAUCUCACAUACUGGUGUAUAUAUCCAGAGGGUACUACAAUAAAAAAAUUCAUCUGUAAAGGAGAAGAUCCAUCUAUAUGUAUACAGAUAGUAAGCACCGCACAGAGCAACGCUGGAAAGUUUUCUAUGAUGGAUGACAACGUGAUAAAUAUCACCAUAACAGUGAGAAACGUAACAACAGAAGACACUGGGACAUACUGGUGUGGAGCAGAAAGAAAUGACCCAAAACAGAGCAACCCAUUCUUCCACAGGCUCAUGAUGACUGUCGUGCCUCCAACAACACUGAACUCCUCUACUAUCUCAACAUCAACUCAUCCAGUUCCUACAUCUGCUUCUUCCACCCAGUCGACCACUGCAUCCGCCCACAGCAAUGUGCCUCCAACUACAUCAAGUCCUGGGUCCUCCUCGUUACCUGGAACCAUAGCUGUGGUCGUCUGUGUGGCUGUGCUGGUGCUGCUACUUAUUUUGUUUCUCGUCUGCAGACGAUUUCAGCGUUCAGAAAACACAAGAAAUGGAGAACAGCAACAAACAACAAAUGAGGAUGGUGCCUAUGAGGAGAUACAGGAGCGCCUCCAGAAGCCAGGCUCAGGAACUGCACUCAGCACUAUUUAUGUCACAGUCAACGCUCCCACAAACUAG